Messenger RNA from Pyrus x bretschneideri (Chinese white pear), 2972 nucleotides. Its product is annotated as pentatricopeptide repeat-containing protein At5g50280, chloroplastic. NCBI's taxonomy places the organism in Eukaryota, Viridiplantae, Streptophyta, Magnoliopsida, Rosales, Rosaceae. Bases 87 to 2252 code for a protein of 721 amino acids. The record is from RefSeq and is a predicted model, not a curated record. Gene Ontology annotation, molecular function: protein binding. The transcript has 3 exons.
GCACCGUCUAAUCCCUCAUUUCCUAGGAGACGGUGGUAUUGCUAGUACCAAAAGCUAGCUGCAGCUUAUCCAAAAGGCGCCAAACCAUGGCUCUCAUCCGCCACCAACUCUCUCCUCCUCCGUCACUUCCCUCCUCCCACAGCCACCCUCCACCAAACCACCACUUCCCAAAACCCUGCCUCUUCGUAUUCUCCAAAAACCUCAGACUCUUCUCUCUCUACUCAGCUCCGCCCACUCCCUCCUCUCUCUCCUCCGCUCCCAUUUUCCUCCCCUUUCUUCAAAACCAAGAGGAAGAAGACGAAGACGAAACUGAAGAAGAAAAAGAAGAGCCACCAGCACUCGAAGAAGAUGAAGAAGAGGAGGAGGACCCAGAUGAUCCAAUUCUCAGAUUCUUCAAGUCCCGCACUUCAACCCAAGACCCUGAGCGCGAAGGCAAGUUCUCUCUCCAAAAGAACCGCCGCUCCGCUUGGCGUUUGGCUGACGAUACCCACCUCGCAGACGAAUCGGAACCCGAAACCGGCGUCAAAAAACUGCUCGGAGAACAGAAACAACAAGUUGGUCCAAUCAAAUUUGGUUCAAAUGCAUCGCCUGAGGGAAUUGUCGAAGAGAUUCUGCAAAAGGCAAGGACUUUGCCGCAGAAUUUGACGUUGGGAGAGGCUAUGGAGGGUUUCGAAGGAAGGGUUGGGGAGAAAGAGUGUGUGAAAGUAUUGGAGGUGAUGGGUGAGGAGGGGUUAUUGGUGGGUUGCUUGUAUUUCUUUGAGUGGAUGGGUUUGCAGGAGCCGUCUCUCGUUACGCCUCGGGCGUGUUCGGUUUUGUUUCCGAUGCUGGGGAGAGCUGGAAUGGGGGAUAAGUUGAUGAUUUUGUUUAGGAAUUUACCGGCCAAGAAGGAGUUCUGGGAUGUUCAUGUGUAUAAUGCUGCAAUUUCGGGCUUAAUGUGCUCCAAGAGGUACGAUGAUGCUUGGAAGGUGUAUGAGACUAUGGAAGCAAAUAAUACCCUUCCGGAUCAUGUGACAUGUUCAAUCAUGAUUACUGUCAUGAGAAAAGUUGGACGUAGUGCAAGAGAUUCAUGGCAGUUCUUCGAGAGAAUGAACAGGAAAGGUGUCAAAUGGAGUCAAGAAGUUUUGGGUGCUCUUAUAAAAUCAUUCUGCGAUGAGGGGUUGAAGAGUGAAGCCCUUAUCAUUCAAGUAGAAAUGGAGAAGAAAGGAGUCUCAUCAAAUGCCAUUGUGUAUAACACUUUAAUGGAUGCCUUUUGUAAUACAAACCAAGUUGAAGAAGCUGAAGGUCUCUUUGCCGAGAUGAAAUCAAGGGGGAUUAAACCAACAGCUGCCACCUUUAAUGUUCUAAUGAGUGCAUACAGCAGAAAAAUGGAGCCGGAGAUUGUUGAGAAGCUGCUGGUCGAAAUGCAGGAUAUGGGACUAAAGCCAAAUGUCAAAUCCUAUACUUGUCUUAUCAGUGCAUAUGGGAGGCAAAAGAAGAUGAGUGAUAUGGCUGCGGAUGCUUUUUUGAGGAUGAAGAAGGUUGGUAUUCGUCCAACAUCACAUUCUUAUACAGCUCUUAUUCACGCGUUUUCAGUCAGCGGCUGGCAUGAGAAGGCUUACAUUGCAUUUGAAAACAUGCAAAAAGAAGGACUAAAGCCCUCCAUAGAAACCUAUACUGCUUUACUGGAUGCAUUUAGGCGUGCUGGUGAUGUGCAGAUGUUGAUGAAAAUUUGGAAACUUAUGAUCAAAGAGAAGAUUGUGGGGACUAAGGUGACAUACAACACUCUUCUCGAUGGAUUUGCCAAACAAGGGCACUAUGUGGAAGCAAGAGAUGUGAUUUCCGAAUUUGGUAAUGUAGGCUUGCAGCCAACAGUGAUGACAUAUAAUAUGCUGAUGAAUGCGUAUGCACGGGGAGGGCAACACUCAAAGUUGCCACAGCUGUUGAAAGAGAUGGCAGCUCUCAAGUUAAAACCUGAUUCUGUAACUUACUCGACCAUGAUUUAUGCCUAUGUUCGUGUUCGUGAUUUCAGACGAGCAUUUUUCUACCACAAGCAAAUGGUAAAAAAUGGACAAGUGCCAGAUGCCAGGUCUUAUGAAAAGCUUAGGUCAAUUUUGGAUGUGAAAGCUGCACGGAAGAACAAAAAGGACAAGAGUGCUAUUCUCGGUAUAAUUAAUAGCAAAAUGGGUUUGUUGAAAGUUAAAAAGAAGGGAAAGAAAGAUGAGUUCUGGAAGAACAAGAACAAGCGUUAUGUCAGAACCGAUAACUCAGAGUGAUGUCAAUCUUCAGCUUAUCACUUUCUGCAUUUCUUUCAAAAGUUUCAGAAAGGUUAUGAGAUAGUAGUUGUUUCGUGUCUGGACUGCCUAAGUUGGAAAUUUGAAAAAAGCACCUCCACACAGAAGUUGUUAGGGUGAAAUUCUCUACAAGAUCUGCGUGAUCCUUCACAAAACAAGAAGAUUGGCUGCAGCUGAUGCAGGCUAGUCUCCGUUGAUACAACUAGAACUUCGGCUGCAAGGCUCAGGAGUGAGCUGACUGAAAACCGUUGAGGAAUAGUCGGCUUACGGAUUUGUUGUUCUUCCUGGUGCACAAGUUCCGGAUGGUUUCCCUUCCCAGGUCCACUUCUUUGCUCGGGUUGGCUGUUGAAGCCGGAGACCUAUUCAGUCUUCAAGAGGAUAACAUCCAAACUCUAUACAGACAGUCAGCAUUUGUUCCAAAAUCCAGUUGCAAUAUCUUUUUGUAUGCCUUGAUGCUGAAGAAUCCUCACCUAAUAUGGAUCAGCAUUGGGUGGGGCCCGGUCAGAGUUCAAACCGAACGAACUGGGCUGACCGGCCCUAAGAGGGUGAUAAUUGCACGUGCUAUUGGAUAAUUGGCAAUUAUUGUCUUAGUGAACCGUAAUCAUUCGAGGGUAGCUUUACUCUGCAAAUGAAUAGCACGGGCAAUUGACUUCAAAAAAUUAUUUUUUUCAUUAAUAAUAAAACAUCAUGUUUAAUUUCAAA